This is a messenger RNA of Oncorhynchus tshawytscha (Chinook salmon), 633 nucleotides long. RefSeq lists its product as uncharacterized. The record is from RefSeq and is a predicted model, not a curated record. Lineage: Eukaryota; Metazoa; Chordata; Actinopteri; Salmoniformes; Salmonidae.
CCUUACUCCAACAAUAACCCUAACCCUAACAAUAACCCCAACUCCAACAAUAACCCCAACAAUAACCCCAACUCCAACAAUAACUCCAACUCCAACAAUAACCCUAACUCCAACAAUAACCCUAACUCCAACAAUAACCCUAACUCCAACAAUAACCCUAACUCCAACAAUAACCCCAACAAUAACCCCAACUCCAACAAUAACUCCAACUCCAACAAUAACCCUAACUCCAACAAUAACCCUAACUCCAACAAUAACCCUAACUCCAACAAUAAACCUAACUCCAACAAUAACCCUAACUCCAACAAUAACCCCAACUCCAACAAUAACCCUAACUCCAACAAGAAACCCAACUCCAACAAUAACCCCAACUCCAACAAUAACCCUAACUCCAACAAUAACCCUAACUCCAACAAUAACUCCAACUCUAACAAUAACCCUAACUCCAACAAUAACCCUAACUCCAACAAUAACUCCAACUCCAACAAUAACCCCAACUCUAUCAAUAACCCUAACUCCAACAAUAACCCCAACUCUAUCAAUAACCCCAACAAUAACCCUAACUCCAACAAUAACCCCAACUCUAACAAUAACCCUAACCCUGUCCCAUGUCCCAUCUCAACCCUCAUAUAG